This is a messenger RNA of Talaromyces amestolkiae, 1242 nucleotides long. RefSeq lists its product as uncharacterized. NCBI's taxonomy places the organism in Eukaryota, Fungi, Ascomycota, Eurotiomycetes, Eurotiales, Trichocomaceae. Bases 1 to 1242 code for a protein of 413 amino acids. The record is from RefSeq and is a predicted model, not a curated record. The transcript is spliced from 5 exons.
AUGACGAAUUGGAUUCUAGGCGACAAAUUCUAUACGGUCUAUCCGCACAAGAACUCAAUCAAGGGAUUGUGGGAGUCGAAAUGGAAAGCAGCUUGCAUAAAAGCUGUCUAUCCUUUUCACGACGGUGCCUAUGAAGACUUUGAGCCUAUUUUUGAAAAGCUCAUUGCCGAAAAUAUCAACGAUGCAUACACGGAUGAGUACACAAACUCAUUUCUACCGACAGCAGAAGCCCUCGAGUCAAAGGCUCUUGAAGCUGCAAAGAACGGCAUCAGAGAUAAAGCAGCAGAGUACUACCGACGUGCCGCUGUAGUAUAUCGCAUCUCACGCUUUCCCUACGUUAGUCCUAUCACAGAAGGGAAAACUGUCACGAGCCCGCUUAAACGUGCCGCUUUCGAUCGACAAAAAGAAGUUUACCUAAAAGCCGCUUCUACAUGGAGUCCACCCAUCGACGAAGUGGUCAUCACACACAAGUACCGUGCAGGGAACGACGGCGAGACUAUUCCUUUACUUGUCCGAGUUCCACAGCUAGCAGAUAUCACCAAUCAAGUCCCCGUCGUACUACUCAUGACCGGUCUAGACGGAUAUCGAUGUGACAAUUCUCAGCGUACACAUGAACUUGUCGGUCGUGGAUGGGCCGUUGUCAUCUGCGAGAUUCCCGGUACAGCAGACUGCCCUGCCGAUCCAACCGACCCAGAAUCUGUUGAUCGGCUAUGGAACUCUGUGUUGGACUACAUGGCGUCCCGACCAGAGUUCAAUCUGCAGAAAAUCGUUGCAUGGGGUCUGAGUGCCGGUGGCUAUUAUGCUGUUCGAGCAGCUUCGACCCACCGUAACCAAUUCUUGGGCUGUGUGGCACAUGGACCGGGCACUCACCACUUUUUGCAUGAAGAUUGGUUGGAACGAAUUGAUGACCAUGAAUAUCCAUUUAUACUAUCGAAGGCAAUGGCCGAGAAAUUUGGCUUCCAGAGUGUAGAAGACCUCAAGAAGGAUGGACAAAAGAAGUUCUCGCUCCUCGAUAAUGGCAUCAUGCAAAAACCUUCAUGCAGGCUUCUGUUGUUGAAUGGGGUUGAUGAUGGAGUGGUGCCAAUCGAAGAUUCUUUACUUCUGUUCAACCACGGAAGUCCCAAGGAAGGCCGUUUUGUCGAGAAAUUGGCACAUAUGGGCUACCCAGACACCCUUGUUACAGCUUACGAGUGGUUCGAAAACCUUCUAACCAAGGGCGAGAAUCCAGGUCUGAAGAACUGA